UAGUACGGUACGGUACGGGCAGGAAUAGGAGCAAUUCUUGCACCGAUCGGUUAUCAUCGGUCAUUACCGUUUCACCGUUGCGGAAGAAGAAAGAUGGAACUCGCCGGCAAAACAAUUUUUGCAUUCUGCAUGGUACUGAUGCCAUUUAUGGUAUUUGGUGAUUCUUGUGUGGACCCUAAAGUGAAGUCAAAAGUGUAUACAACAACAGAAGCUACCUCAUCAAUGGAUACAGUUUUCAUAGUACAGUUUUCAGUAACAUGCAAGAAUGGUCUUGAGGAUCUAACUUUGUUUGCUGACAUCAGCGGAAAGACUCUAGCUGUGACCAGAAAUGACGAGAACACAGACUUCAAGUAUCAGGUGAGCUUUAGUGAUGAAAACAAAAAUUUACCCUCUGGAAAGUACGAUUUGAAAUUUUACGAUGAAGAUGGAUACUCAAGUUUGAGAAAGGCUCAGCGCAGCGGAGAAAAUGUGGCAUCAGUUAAGUCAUUGUUCACCAUUCCAGUAAACCAUCCUGGUGUAUGGAAGGGACAGAUGGUACCUAGCGAAUUUGUAGCGUUAGCAGUAUCAGCAGCAGUGUUUUAUUUUGCAUACAGUACCAGAGCAAAGCUUCAAUCCUCGUGAAAAUAUCAACAGCGAUAAAAUUAUUUUUUUAUAUUUAAUUGAUUGAUAAAAAUGUGGUUUUUUUUAAACUUAGGCUUCAGUUAUCUCAGAUGAGAAACAAAAUAUUCCAAAGAGCUAAUUUGCAAAGAACUGAAGUUGAUGAAACUGGACUAAAAAAACCGACUCCUCAAUUUGAAAGAAGUAUUACAAGACUCUUCACUUCAUCCAACAUUUUGUAUUUAAUAGUCAUUAGAUUUUUAUACAUUUAUGCAUUGUAUUUAAAACCUUCAUGUACAUGUAUACAUAUUGUUAUUUCUGUAAUACGAGUCCACCCAAUGUUUCUUUUUGAGUGAAUUUGAGAGAGAAAAAACGCCUGGAAUGUUGAGUAAAUGUAAAUGUUUUUAGGAAUAAAUGUUUUGUAGAAACGAAA
Mercenaria mercenaria is the source of this 1030-nucleotide messenger RNA. RefSeq names its product translocon-associated protein subunit delta-like. The record is from RefSeq and is a predicted model, not a curated record. Lineage: Eukaryota; Metazoa; Mollusca; Bivalvia; Venerida; Veneridae. The transcript is spliced from 6 exons. Gene Ontology annotation, cellular component: endomembrane system; endoplasmic reticulum; membrane. The coding region runs from base 94 to 621 and encodes 175 amino acids.